This is a messenger RNA of Podarcis lilfordi (Lilford's wall lizard), 11861 nucleotides long. NCBI's taxonomy places the organism in Eukaryota, Metazoa, Chordata, Lepidosauria, Squamata, Lacertidae. The record is from the annotation of a GenBank genome assembly.
GGCGGGCGACAAAAUCCCGCCCCCCCUCCGACUGCGAGGCGGUUAAAACACCGUUGCGCCGUCGAGAAGGUUCGAUCCUUGAAGAAGGCAGCAGCCGCGAGCCGGCGAGGGAACCAAUCAGAGACGCGGAGAGCGCCGACGCCACAACCGCUGAGAGAGAAGACUCGUCGGCGGACGCGCCGCGAUGGUGGCGCCGCUGAGGCUGCCGCUGCUCCUGCCGCUGUUGGUGGUGCUGACGGGGAGCGGGCUGGCGUGGGGCUGGACCCAGCAGGGUAAGGCCAGGCCGGAGCGGCGGGCGGGUGGGGAAGGGCCGCAGUAUCCUGUCAGAGGCUACUGUCGUCAGUCGUGACAGGGAAAUGGGGCCUCCAGGCUCAAGAGCAGUUUACCUCAGAAACGCCUUCGGUGCGGGAGGGCGGCUCUCUCGGCGCCCUGCUUGCUUGGGAGCUUCCUGGUUUGACAGGCAGAAGUGGGACCGGCCAUUUUAUGUUUUUAUAUUGCAGUUUUAUCUUGUGAAAUAUUUGGGUCCUGUAGGUAUGGGGCAGUAUACAAAUUUAGUAGUAGUAGUAGUAGUAGUAAAUGGCCCACAGAACCCCUUCAACUCAACAGUACUGUGAUUCUAUGAAUUAAUGAAUUAAUGAAUUAAUAAAUGAAAGAUGCAGGCUCCAAGGCAGUUUGUCUCUGAAUAUGACUGGGGUUUUUGGGGUGUGGGUGGGAGAGAGAAAUAAACAGGAGAGCAGUUGUCUUUUUGUAAGAGUUCCAGAAUCAUCUGACUGGUCACUAAGUGAAUAUUUGGUGUGAUCCAACAAGUGUCUUUUCAUAUUCUCAGUAAUUGUGGUGACAACAUGGAAACCUUCCUAUUCAGCAGCAGUAUCUGCAUACUAAUCACUAGUCAGGCCAGGGGGAAGCUGUAGCCUUCAAAGGCAUCUUAUGAAUAAGGUAGUGGGCUAAUUGAACCUCAAUGUAACAGCUCAGUGCUGGGAAUUUCAUGGACUUUGGAAUUCAGAUCCAAUGUGCUGCAGUGCGGUGGGCUUUAUUUGCAUGUAAUUGUAGAUAGGAUUGUAAAUUAAAUGGGACCUCCAUGUCCAAACACUAUAUAUAUUUGAUUAUUAUUAUGCUGGGCAAAUAGAAAAUAAGAGACAUACAGUAUCUUGCUUACUGAGAUUUCAGAAGCACCUGGCUGAAAGAUAUUGGAAACAAAAUACUUGACAAUAUGGAACAGCCUUUCUCAAACUUGGUUCCCCAGAUGUUGUUGGACUACAACUCCCAUCACCCCUAGUUACCAGGACAAGUGGUCCAGGAUGAUGGGUGUUGGUAGUCCGACAACAAUUGGGGACCCAAGUUUGAGAAAGGCAGAUAUGGGGUAUUGGCCUGAUCCAACAAGGCAGUGCUUUCCUGUCCUCCAGUAAUUAUGCAUCAGCAUAUAUGUAGAGCAUAAGAAAAGAAAAUCCUUUUUUCUGUGCUUAGUUUUCAGACACUAGAGAGCUUUGUAAUAUUAUUUGUUAACUCAGUAUUUGGGAUUGUCAGAGACAGCUGGGAAAUAUUGGGAAAAUGGUAACAGGAAUUAUUCUACUGAGAAGUUAUCUGUUGGCUUUUAGUGAUUAUCCUGGAUUUUUUUAAAAAACAGAAAAGUCUGCAUUCCUAUUUUUGUCUAGUGUUUCUCAAUCUAUUUUUGUACUCACACAUUCUUCCAGAUAAAAUUUUGUUGCGAGAAAUCCAAGCCCUGACACUCUACCCAGGCAGGUUUACAAAUUAUCGACGGACAUCUCCAGUUCCCCAGUUGCAUUGUACUGGUGGCUCAGCUGGAUGUGCAGCGUACACACCAGAGGUCGUCCAGUGUUACAACAAAGGCUGGGAUGGCUACGAUGUACAGGUAUAGUUACUUGGGAAUCUGUAUAAAUUAAUUAAUCCUGGUGUUGGGGUGAGAAAAUGCUGUAUGUUCCCUUGAUAAGGCAUACAAAGGAAUAUUCCCUUGAUAGGGCAAAAUGGCCAGGACUUAGGGAGGAUGAGCCAUUGAUGCUUCCCUUUGCAGCCAGAUGUAGGAGGAGGUAAAAAACAGAUUGAGAGAAGCUAGCUCCUCUACAAAGUGGGUCCAUAUUACUUUCAAGAGAAAUUUGGAGACCCAAUCAAUGUUCCGGUGCUAUUAAAGAGUACUUCUGUUUGACAGUCUUCCCCAAGCCACUUUGUGAAUCCUGUUAAGUGGGUAAAGACAUGUUUCCCUCAUUAAUGGGACUCUGAAAAUACCAGCUUUUAGAAAAGCUGAAUUGUAAUAAAAAUUCCCUGAACAAGAUUGUUGACCAACCUGCUUCCUCAGUCACAAGAAUGAAUUAGUAGAAUAUUUUGCGGUCUUCAACAACAAGUAGACUGACGAUUCUGAUCUGAAUGUUUUAUGAGUAAACUCCAUAAGGAUAAUUCUUUAUUGCAUUGCAUUCUUUAAAGUAAUUAUAUUUUUAAUCCUGGAAGAUUGAACUCAUUAGGCCAAAAAUACAGUAGUUACUGCAUAUAAUAAAGUCAAGUACUGUUUUUGUUUUCUUUUUUUGUAAUUGGACAAUGCAUUGUGCCAAGUCAUUAGGAAACAGAGACGUACUGUAGUUCCUUACCAAAGGGAUGUGACUUCUAAAGGGCAUAUUCAUUUCUGGCUUACUUUUUUUAUCUCAGACAGGGAAGAAGCUGACACAGAAUGUUUGAGAGCCAUGCUACUUCACUCUGACACUCCCUCUGCCAACUUUUGUUUAAAACUUUAAACGUUAAAAAUAAUAAAAAUGACAUGCUGUUUUAAUCUUUUGAGGAUAUAUGCAUCCUAUUAAAUUUAAAAAUCCCUAGGGAUAAACAAAAAGUACUAUAUAUAUGCAGUCAAACAGUUGGCGUUGACUGUUGCAGAACUCAGAGAAUACAUGUUUAAAGUCUUAUUACAAGGAAUGUGGUCCAAAUUUAUUAAUUAUUUAGUGUUACUUUCUUGUGAAAUUCCUUUUGAGAACUUGCUCCCAAUCUGCAGGAAAUAGAAAUGCUGUGUGUGUUACACUGUUUUUAAAUAACAUUAUUGGUGAGAUCCAUGGUCAUGUGAGCAGAAGUCCUCUCAUAUGACAGGACUUCUCCUUCUCUCUCUGUAUGCUCAGUCAGAUCUCCAUAAGGUCAUCUAGCAUACAUUUAAGGGGCAGGGAGGGGGAGUCCACGGAUAUCUAGUCCACCUGUGGACAGACACAAUUUGGUAUCUGUAGUUUAUUUUAUUCUACUUAAAAGGAAGCAAAAAUAACAAAUGAUGUUUCCUUUUUCAGUGGGAGUGUAAAGCACACAUGGAUAUUUCAUAUCGCUUUGGAAAAAUCGAAGUAAGCUGUGAAGGCUACGAUUACCCGGAUGACCCUUACAUAUUAAAAGGAUCGUGUGGCUUGGAGUACACAUUAGAAUUAACCAAGGAAGGACAGCAGAAAGCGAAUUCCUUUGGUGGGAGUUACUAUUCCACAACAUCUCAUGAUUCAUUAGGCUCAGGUGCUGGAGUGAUCCUCUUAAUAUUAUUUGUGGGCCUUGUUUACGGCGUCUACAAGCUAUUCCUCUGUGAUAACCGGCCACAACAUGGUUUCUCUCACGGUGAUGGUUAUCCAGGAACCUAUGGGCAGGAUAAUCGAAGUCCCCCUCCACCAGGAUUUAAAUCAGACUUCACACCUCCUCCAGGAUUUAAAUCAGACUUCACAGGUAAAGUUCUCUCUUGUAUAUGACAAUAGGAACACAGGCAUUGAGAGAUCUUGUCCAAAGCUGGACAGUAAGUAGUACUACAUUGUAGAAUUUUCUUCAUUUCUUGUUCUCAGUCCUCACUCAGGUCUGUAAAAGACAUUAUUAUAUUCUGUAGAACUUCAUUCUUAUGAGAGUUCCUUCUACUCUUGAUUUGACAUUUUAUUCUAAACCAAAAGGGUGGGAAACCGUAAUCCCAUGAGAGGGUAAGAGGAUAUGAAAUAGAGUAUGCCACUCAUGUGGGCCUGAGCUCUUAUCUUCUACCAGUCUGCAAUGCAGAAGGAGAUCAGCAUGGAUGCUUCAUUGCUUGUAGGUGUGGCUUGCUUUCUGUAGAUAAUCUUUUCUAUACCCUCUUAAUUACUACCUCUGUAUUUAUAACUAUUUGUGGCAAGAUGUAAUGCUGGUAGUGAUGCAGGUAUAUUAUGUUGUCACAGUACUGUCUUUCAAAUCUCAAGUCAAUGAAAUGGAGUAGAGUAAUCUCAGAAGAUCAAAGAAUGAUUAAGAAUGACUCCAUUGCAUCUUGGAAAUAAUAAACACAAGGUUUUAUUAGCAGAUCCUGAGUCAAUAAAAAGAAGGCAUCAAACAAACUGGAAAACUUGUUGGUAGUACCUGUUCUGCUAAUAUUGCAGGUCCCAUUGUACUACAGUAGUAGUAGUAGUAGUGAUAGUAAUACCCUGUCCACCUGGCUGGGUUGCCCCAAAACAUCAAACAUUAAAAGCAGCUUAUUAGGAAGUAACCCCCAGUGGCAUCUCCAGAUCUACUUUUAAAUAAACAUAUUUGAGAUCAGGCUGUUAGAAAUUUAAAAGACCCUUCAGUUUCUAGCAACGGGGACCUAGUGUUGGCUGACAUAGCAGUGUUAUUGUUUUUUAAUUUGGAGUCUCUUGUUAACUGUAGCAUCAUAAUGAUUUGCAUGUAUGAAUUGACAUCAGAUGAAUUGCCUUCAUAUUACCCAUCAUUACGUAACAGUAUUUAUGAGUGUGCAUGUGUGAACUGUUAGUGUACUUCCCCUUCAUUCCUUCAGAGUUUUUAAGCAGGCCUUGAUUCAACGUCUGAAAUCAUUCGAGAGCAUGCCUUGAUCUUGAGUGACAUUCCAAAGCAAAUAGCACUGCUUCUGUUUCAAAGAUUGUUUAAUCUAAAUCUAUAUAAUUUUAUUUGGAUUAAGGUGAUGCUGGUGGCUCGUAUUCUGGUUCAAAUUCAAACUCAGGGCCAGGAUUUUGGACUGGGUUAGGUGCUGGAGGGCUACUGGGAUACCUGGCAGGCAACCAAAGGUAAGCUCUAAGACUAUCUACCUUGUUUUCUCUUGGCAACAAUAAUUUCUGGGCCUGGUGGGUGAUAUAUUUACAUAAAAUGUGUGAGAGGUGAAAGGAAUGGCAUUCCCAAGGACAAGAAACCAAAGUGAGAGAUUGUCUUCUACAUGCAACAUCCAAUAAUUUAUCUAUUCAAUUUUUAAAGUUUUGAUUAACCAUUCUUUAAUUAGGGGAAUAACUGGAAUUUUCUGAUGUAUAGCUAAAACAAUCAUAGCUGCAAUCAAUAUAUUCAAAAUCAAUCACGAGCCCUAACAUCUAUAGUAAAAUUAAUCCCUAACGUAAGGCCAAAAACUUCCAGAAUCUGUUCUCAUUCAAUUUGGAAUAUAUAUCUUCCACAGAUGCAUAAAAUCUGCAGGAUUUAGAUCGCAUUUCCAGCAUUUGAUGUGAUAUGAUUUGUAAUAUUUGUAAUAUUUUAUUAAGCAUGCUACAGUUUCAAAAGGAAAAAAUGCUUUAAAGUUAUGAGAAAUAUUUAUCUUGUACUAGAAGUGAUCUCUGUUCAUAGUGAUCUAGCCUGUAGUCACUUGGAGACUUUAUUAUAGUAGCCAUGAAGGAGUUAAGUUGUGUGCAAAGUAUUCUUCAGGGCCACAGUCUGGAAACUAGAUUGGCCACCAGAGAAUACAGAAAUCGGCUAUUCUUGAUACAAUGCUCUUUUAAUUAGGCUCCUUGCUUUGCAGUUGCAUAACAUUGCAUCAUUCAGUGAAGAAAUUCCUGCUACCCUGUUUAUAGUAAAGCAGCAGCUUCAAGAGAACUGAGGUGUUAAAUGGUGGUCUUUGCUUUCAAAUAACAGAACAUUUCAAAUACUAAAAAUUCUUAAAUUGUGUUUUGCUUGUUGCAUAUUAUCUUUUGUUUUGGGGAGUUCUAAAAAACAAAAAGGAGAGGGGUACAUUUGAAAAUAAAUAUAAAAUAAUUCAAAGGUCAAGUUACUAUAAAUCGUAUUUAAGCUGGUCUUCCUUCUUUCUAACAUAAGCGUCUAAUAUUUUUCUUGCAUUCCUGUGGCCUGCCUAUUCCAAUACAGUGGUGCCUCGCAAGACGAAAAGAAUCCGUUCUGGGAGUCUCUUCGUCUAGCGGUUUUUUCGUCUUGCGAAGCAAGCCCAUUGAUGGGAUUAGCGGAUUAGCGCUAUUAGCGCUAUUAGCGGCUUUUAGCGGCUUUUAGCGGCUUUUAGCAGCUUAUCAGCUUAUCUGAUAAGCAGAUAAGCGGCUUAGCGACUUAGAAAAAGAGGGGGGAAAGGGGAAAAAAAACCCAGGAACUCGCAAGACAUUUUCGUCUUGCGAAGCAAGCCCAUAGCAGAUUCGUUUUGCGAGGCACCUCCAAAACGGAAAACUCUUUCGUCUAGCGAGUUUUCCGUCUUGCGAGGCAUUCGUCUUGCGGGGCACCACUGUAUACAACUACUGUACAGUAAUGUUUCUUCAGUUUCGUUUGUUAUGAACUAGCUACUUUCCAUUACCAGAUCCAGGUAUAAUUCUGUUAAUUAGCGGUACUUAUUUGAUCUCCAGCUCCUCUUAGCUCAUCUUACAUUCCAGGUUAUUCCUUCCCAGACUCUGGUUUCUUUGGCUCCUUUUGCUUAUCAAGCCUCCCUUUUCUCUCCAUUUCCCUUUGUGCUUUCCCCCACAUAAUUGUUUUGUAGUAUAGUUGAUUAACUGCUGCUUCAAAAGGAAUGAAAUUUAAGUAACAGCUUAUCAGUGCUCAGUUAUCAGUGUAAAAUACAGCCAAGAUCCCAGCCCAUGUAAAUCAGAGGAAAAAGGAAGUUGAUGACAACUCAGUAACCAUAUUAAGUCUCUUCCUUUAAAAAAAGAAAAAAGGCUUAAGAUUCUUAUUUAAGUGAGUUUGCAACAAUUUGUUUUGGCAUUUUCCUGCAAUGUUUAAUUAUUUUUAGUAUUUGCCAAGAACUCACUGAGCACAGUCUUCUAAUCUGCUUUUGUACAGACACUUUAUUUCUUAGGUUCUUAGGUACAGUAAUACUAUUAUUUACACUGGCUGUGUGACCUUGGUUUUGCACUGAAUCUAAAAGACUUUUGAGUAUUUGAUGCUGUUUAUAUCUCUGCAACCUAUUGUGGUGGUUCUGCCUUGAUUAACAUGUAAGAGACUAGAUAAAAUCCCAAAGCUACUCAUGGGAAUUACUGUCUUCUGGCAAGAUUUACCCUGUUCUGUGCAGGCAACAGGUUCCUCUAAGCUGAAGCUAAGUUUGUUUCUUUGGACAGUUUUUAUUAAGAGUUACAUUGGUGGAUUUAGGGGUGUUCAUCAACUUCCUGUGUUUGAAAAUUAACAAUAAAUUGCUCAGUACCAUCCUUGGCAAUCUUGUUCUUUGUUAAAUUGAAGUGCAUUAUUUUAAUGGAACCAUAGGAAAGUUUACUUGUAAUUUGUUGCUGUUAGGAACUAGAAAGCUGCUUUAUAUGUCAGACCUACCUCUGUAUUCUCAACACUGACUGGUAGCAUAUCUCUAGGGUUUGAGGCAGGGUUCUCUCCCAGCCCUACCUCAGGAUGCUGGAUAUAGAAUCUGUCACUGUGCUAUGGCUCUUUCCAGAAUUACUGAAUAUCCACUUGCAUAUAUGAAUGUGUUUUUCCUAUAGUGACCUUUUUAAAAGAAAGGGGUGGUUUCUGGGUUCACAGUGCCUUUGUUGUUGGUGAGGAGUUUCACAUUAUAUGACCUUCCACUUUAAAAAAACCAGACUCCUUAUAGACUUUUUGCCUGAAAAAGAACAUGAACAUGUGAUAUCUGGGUUUAAGGAUUGAAGAAAAUACUGGUUUAUAGAAAGUGUAAUUGUAGGGUGUUACCUUAGAGUGAAUCUUUGGAAUAAUUUUCUAUAUAUAGCUAACAGACAAAGAAUCAGCAGUUCUUUUUUCUUUUAUUAAUUUUGGAUUGUUUUUAUUUAGAUUAGUUUUGUUUUUGCUUUUUUGAUACAAAGGUUCGUAUCAAACAUCCAAUAUCUUUUUAAUUUUCUUUCAAACUUGAAUAAAAUCUAUAGGGGGAAAAUAUUUUUACCUCCCCACUUCUAUACUAGCUUAUCUGUUUCUUUAAACAUUUAUAUUACUACUGCUAUUGCAUGUGGUGGGGAAAUGACAUUUGUCACUAAAAUAGUUUAAUCGAUUUCUCCCCACCACAGGUCAUCUACGUAUAACCGAUAUUCACCUUACCAUAAUACGUGGGCUGGUCCAACUGCUCCACCUCCUACAUUUGGUGCUUCAAACAGCUCUUCAACGUCUUAUUCAGGGACAAAGUCCACCUCAGGUAAGUUAUAAGCCAUGUUAUCUUUAUUUUCCUGGUGAACCUCAGGGGCAGUGACUUUAAUCACUUCAUUGCAGUCCAGAGAAAUUGAUUGCAUUUAAUUCCUGUUUAAUUUUAAUUUUGUUUUUUCAUGAUAUUUUUAUUUUAUUUGCAUUAUUACAUUCAGUUACACAUUUUAACAUUCUUAGCAAUACAUUCCAAAUUAUUGUUUUCAAUACUAUAUGUGUAAAUCUCUAUGUUUAUAUAUUUUCCUUAUUCCUAUCCGUGACUUCCCUCCACCACUUUACAGGUUCUUUUGUUUUUGUUUCUUUUUGUAUUGUGUUGUGUAUAUUGCUUCUGUUUCCCCCAUAAGACGUCUGUCAAUAUUUUAGCUUUACAAAAUUUAGUCAAUGCAUAUAAAUAAAUUUGUUUUGGAACGAUGUUUUGUCAUAUAUUCUUCCACACAUUCCCAUUCUGUAAUGUAAUUCCUGUUUAAAUCUUUGGGGGUAGAUAAGUGACAAGUCAUCUGCCUCACUUUUCAUAGGAUUUAGGCUUAGUUUUCACCAAGCUGAUAAACCUGUAUGGACUGUACAACAUAAUGUAGGAGAAAGCACACAUAAUUUAAUUCUCUCCCAUAUUACUGCCUCGCAUCUGGCAUAUAGAAAAUUUGUAUAUUAAAAUAUGCGAGUAGAACUGCUUUCCACCUAUUUUCAAAAGGUCUUGUCUUACAUGUACAAUAUUUACUCAAAUGGAGUUCUAUUAAACAUUGUAAUAGAUGAGAGAGGAUACACCUACACACCACACAACACAUUUGUAGUAAUGUUUAAUUGUUUAUUGGUGGUGGUUGUUAUAUAUUUAUUUAUUUAUUUAUUUCUUCCUUGCCUUUUUCUCUGACAGUGACAUAAGGCCACUUACAGAUAAAAUAAGAACAGUUGAAAACAAAGGGUGGAGUGGGGAAUAAUUUAAAAACAAGUAAACAUUAAUAGAAUUUAUGUAUAUAAUAUAAAAUGAUUUCUUCAAUCUGUUCUCAAAAGUAUUACCCAUUGACUGAUCAUCUUUCUCUUUCUCUCUUAGGUUUUGGAGGCACAAAAAGGAGAUAAAGUUCCUGAUCUGCUUGAGUGUGUGAAUAAAAACAACUUUCCAGCAAUUCUUUAAAAUUCUUUCCAACAAUUUUGAAACCUGUUUUAGGCUUGGCUUUGUAAAAGUUCAUCUUUGGAUUCAGUUACACAUAUGUGUAUUCGAGUUUGAACUUUAAUAUAUAGUUUUAGAUUUCGGGAGUUGUUUUGGAUAAUUGCUUAGAAUAGAAAAACAAGAAGCGGACACAAAUUCUGUCUGAAACCAUUAAGUCCCAUUGAAAACAAUGGUACAUUUCUGAGUAAACCAUAAUUUACAAUGGGCAACAUUUUUUUAAAAAACCAAAAAAACCAAAAAUAAAGAGCAUGAAGAAAUACUAUUACAGCAGGUUGAAAGCAGCAUGAAGGCGAAUCUUCUCAUUAAACUUGUUCCAAAAUGUUGCUAAAAAUACCCAUUUCCCCAUAAACCAUAAUCAUAGUAACUAUUGUACCAAAUUUUCUCUAUCCAUUCAGAUAUAGUGAGAGAUAUGCUUUUCCCCCUCCCCAAUUUUUAGCUGUUAUAAUCUUAGUAGCAGUUACAGUAUAAGGUUAAACUCUAUUUCUUGAUCAUUUUACGGAAAAACAUCUUUUAGAUUCGUUCCUUCCAAAUAAAAGGGUUCUGUAGUGGGACAAAAAGUUCUUCUUAGUGGCAGAAGCAUCUGUACUUCUUGAUGAGCUUGUAACAGAACCCUCCAUCAGUCAACCUUGAAACAAGGGACAGAUUUCAAAGUAGGGGGGGGGAGGAUAGAGAAGGGUGGGUGGGAGAGAAGGACCUUUGUGGAUAGUUACCUUUAUGCCUGAUAAGUAAAAAACAGAAGUGAAAGUUUGAGAAUUCCAGUUUGCUUUCUGGGGAUAAUAACAUGGAAAUAACAAUGGGGAUAAUAACUAGGAAAUGGCAUAUCUACAUCUUUGAAAAAACUGCUUUAACUUGUUUUUAUUUGGUUUUGGGGUGAAAACACAAGAAUAGACAUGCAUGGGGUUUUAAAAGUAAGUCAGUCUUAUUUGGUUUGCAUUCAACUUAGUCAUAGUUUGAGUAGACCCAUUGAAAUCAGUGGAUUCAAUUGGCUACAACCCAUUGAGUUCAGUGGAGCUUGUUUCCAGGUAUACAUAUAAUUGUAGACCUUGACCCUAACCAGUUCUGGUCAUAGGCCACUAGUACAUAGAAUCACAGAACUGUAGAGUUGGAAGGGUCCCAAGGGUCAUCUAGCCCAACCCCCUGCAAUGCAAGAAUCACAUUAGUUGUACACAGUAAUAUAUCAUCAAAUGACAUAUCCAGCCAAUUCACCUAGAUGAGCACCAUAAUGUGGAUUUCAUCAACAUCAGGUCCUUGUCCUACCCACAUGAUGCUGACACAAAGCCCUACACUAGGACUAGACAACAGAACGAAAGAACAAUCUCCCCAACUCCCUUUUCCCCUCAACUGCAAGAUGUCUAUGACAAAAAUGUAUUUCACUAAAGGCAAACGAACUGUGAAAAAGACUUAUGAAUGCAAAGUGGAGACGAUAGGUGUACCUUUCCCUGUUUUUCUGUUUUGUAACAAAAAAAAACUUUAAUAAAAACUAGUUUUAAAAAAUCAGGUCCUUGUGCAGAAUAGAACUUCCCUGUAAGUUGCUUCCCUUGCUGCAUCAGAGGGCUAUCUUUUCAUAUGAUAGAAUUUGGGUGCGAUAAUAGACUUUGUACAUGUGUUCAUUGAUAUCUUUCUUCAUGCCCUUCAUUCUGCUGAAUAUAAUUAUAUUGUUACUAGUUCCUUGUACACAACCUUUUACUCUUACUGAGAGUACAGUUGUGACUGUUGUCUUGGUUCUCCUUCCACUCCUGUGAGGGGGAGAAAAACCCAAAAUGUUUGCAUGGUAAAAAAUCUUCAUACUUUGGAUUUAAGACUGUGUCAAAGUAACUGAUUUCUUCAUUUAAUAACUCCUUUAACACUAGAGACAAUGGCUAAUGGAAUAGGUAUAUGAAAUCAUAAGAACUGGAUUAAUUUAAUUGAAAAAUCCAGUGUCCUGCAUUAAAUUGACAGCCAUUCUUUAAAAAAACACUACUUUAUAGAUUUGAUAGUUGUGAUCUUCUGGAUGGUUGUUUAUAAACUGCUUUCCUAUGUGGAAAAGAAUAAUGUAUUGAAUGGAGAUAGUGGAACUGGCUUGGUUUGCACAUAAUGUUAAGUCAAAGGUUGGCUUAGUGUGAAUGAACAAACAUGCAGGUACACAGCAAAAAAUGCAGCCGAUUUGCUUCUCCCCUGGUCCUGCUGUUGUUGUACUACCCAGAACUGAGACAUGGUUGGGUUUAGCAUUACUGAUGCUCUAGUCCACUCUGCAUUUUUUCCAUUGAUCAGACAUCUAACAGAUUUAACAGUAAAGAGAAUGGGUUUGGAACUCUGCGUCUGUAUUGUUGCCUUUUAUUCAGCAGUUUCCAUGCUCUCUUUUUGCUGUAUGUUUAACUCAGUAAAUAAGCACAGUUGACAAAUAAUAAGCAGCAAACAUUGAAAUAAAAUGCAGAACUAAUGUUAAUAUGUGCAAAGC